AUGGCAGGUUUACUGUUAAAUGCAUGCGGAAAUUUUAUUCUGAAGAAUUUGAAGAAUGUGUCGAAUCGUAAGAUAAUUGGAAGUGGAAAAGCUAAUUUCCAUAUCACGGCGAAAUAUUUCCAAGAAAAGUGUCCCGACGAUAAAGUUUACACAACACGUUUAGCCCUACCUCCCGAUUACGAGAAUGUGACAGAAUUCAUGCUGGAAUCGUACUACAAAUACGAACCGGUGGUCAUCAACAUCGGCAUACAGGGGACAGAGCCAACGGAGAUUUGGAGGACGAUGAUGUACAGUCAGGUUAAAGCUGGACUCUCGAUCAUCGCCGAAGAUCGAGAUAACUGUGUUAUUGGAGCAGCCUUGAAUUACGUCACGUCUAUCCACGAGGGGAAGGAAAUGUACAAUUUGGCGAGAUGCUGUGCGACAGGUCCACACCGGGACAUCGUCGAAUUCUUCGGUUACAUAGCAGAGACGCCUAAACUUUGGGAGCGUUAUUGCGUCCAUAGCAUCUUCGAACAAGCCAGCGUCGCUGUCAGCCAGGAUUUUCAAGGAUUAGGAAUCGCCAGAAGACUGAUUCAAGAGAGCUGGGUGUUGGCGCGAGACUGCGGCUACCGGUUGUUCCGGCUGGACUGCAACAGCAGUUAUUGCGCAAGGAUAGCGACGGGUUUCGGGUGGCCGCUGGUCUGGAGCAUACCUUUCAGCCAGUACGUGAGGAACGGAGAAGUGGUAUUUAAACACGUGAAGGAACCGCACACGGUGUGUCGAGUGUAUGUCGAUUACCUGCGAUACUGUAAAACCUACUGUCCGCCCUACAAAGGCUGUCAAACACUCACACCUCCUCCAUUCUGA
Habropoda laboriosa is the source of this 846-nucleotide messenger RNA. RefSeq lists its product as uncharacterized. The transcript is spliced from 3 exons. Bases 1 to 846 code for a protein of 281 amino acids. Gene Ontology annotation, molecular function: N-acetyltransferase activity. The record is from RefSeq and is a predicted model, not a curated record. NCBI's taxonomy places the organism in Eukaryota, Metazoa, Arthropoda, Insecta, Hymenoptera, Apidae.